This is a messenger RNA of Microbotryum saponariae, 2020 nucleotides long. The record is from the annotation of a GenBank genome assembly. Lineage: Eukaryota; Fungi; Basidiomycota; Microbotryomycetes; Microbotryales; Microbotryaceae.
AUGUGGUCAUCGACAUUGGCCAGCCCGUUCCACGCAUCGUAUGCGCUCACGCCUUCGCUGACCUCCUUCGCCUCUGCGGUGCCGCGCACGCUUAGUCCGUCCGUGCUGAAGGCCUGGUACUUGUCCUCGUCGACCGAUCCGAUGCACCCGGCGCUGUGGUUCUGCACCGCCACGAGCUUGAUCGUGUGGAUCCUUGGUGAAGUCACUGGUCAGUUCACGUCUUCCUCGUCGGCUCUGUAGCCGGCAUGCGGCCAGUGGCCAGGAUCCCGUUGCUCCGAUCUGCAAGGGGGAGCACCUCACGUCACCUCUGGGCCAGGGUCACCGAAGCGGCGGAUCUCUUGCAUAGGAGACAGCACUUGUGACCUUCAACAUGUGACUCGAUCAAAACUAUUUUAUCGUUCGGGGGAUCUAGAUCUGCCGAGCCAGUUCAAUCCUGUAUCGAUUGCUGGCACGCCCGUGAAAGCUUCUGGACCGACAUGCCCGAUUUUCACGGUCAAUUUGAAGUUCCGCGGCUGCUCAGGACAAGGUGUGCUGACACGCGGACUAUUCCUUCCUUCGUUCCUUUCAGGCAAUGUCUCGCAGGUCGAUCGGUACGUGCUUGGACCGGUGUCCUCCUGGAUCGACAGUGCCUCACCGGCAGGUUGCUCACCUUUACUGGCUUACCUGUACUCUUCACCGUUUGCAGGCUCUGGACGUUCCUUCCCGUUAUUUACUCGGCCCAUUUCACCUUGUGGCCCUACUUUACCGGUGCUGCCGGAGGCGUAAUUUCGGACCGCAUGCUUUUGGUGCUCAUCUUGCAGCUCGUUUGGUCCGCUCGCCUCACGACCAACACCUACCGUCGAGGAUUUUUCAACCCGUCAGUGCCGCAUCACAGCCGCCAAAGGUUAUCCAAACCCACAGGGAUUCUUGAGCUGACACAAGACAGUCUGGUAUUGUUCCCCUACUCGCUUUCGUUUUCGCAGGAAGAGCGAGGACUAUCGCUGGGAAGUCGUCCGAGCCAAGAUCCCCAACUGGGCGUUCAAGAUCCUCAACUUGACCUUCAUUGCGUUCAUGCAAAAUUGGUUGCUGCUUGCCGCCGAGUUGCCCCAGUACUUACUCCUGACCCUGCAUCUGUCGGGCAACAAGACGCCGGCCCUUGGUCUCGUCGACUACGCCCUUUCGGCGGUCUUUGUGGCGAUUCUGGCGAUCGAGAUGUUGGCCGACAACGAGCAGCAGAGGUACCAGGCGCUCAAGGCUCGAGCCAAGGGCAAGGACGUUAGUCAGCGUACCCAGAAAGAAGCCGCCGCGAUCGAGCGUGGAUUCGUCACAGGAGGCUUGUGGAGCUACUCUCGUCAUCCUGUACGUCCUCAGAUGAAAUCUGCGCCCGCUUCUCGUUUUGUCUGUGGGAGGGGCUGGCUCAUUUUCAGAACCCGAAUCUGUAUUUCGCACAGAAUUUUGCGUGCGAGCAAGCGACGUGGUAUGUCUUGUACGCUUUCACGAUCCUGCCAUUCGUGUCGGCUUCGAGCUACAGUUCGAUCCUCGCCUCUUCCAACUUGACCGAGCUCAAGAAUUACGGCUCCAAGCUCGCGUCGCAUAUCCCCUAUUUUAAGGACCAUCUUUUAUCGCACGUCGAAAAGCUGCGCGUGACGAACGUGCUUGACGAGGCCAGGCGACGCUACAAGACCGUCUACGGUCUCGAAGGAAUAUACUGGAACUAUGCGAUCUGGUCCCCUCUGUUGAUGAGCUUGCUCUUUUUCAACUCGACACUUCUGACCGAGGCGAUUUCGGCUGAAAAGUACCCGUCAGUCCCAUCUUUGCUGCUUGUCCUACCUAAACUUCCGAUCAGCUCACCCUGGCGAGAGGGCGCCUCCCUUUGAAUUAUACUAGGCUUUACAAGCAGUACCAGCGCCGAGUUUCCAUGUUCUGGCCCCCUUUGACGACACUCAAAGGACUCGGCCUAAUCGCGCUCGGCAAGAAGUCCAAGGUUGAGAAGGAUGUCUUUGGUAUCGGGUCCUCGGGCGGCAAGGUCAAGAAGCUUUGA